Messenger RNA from Daldinia childiae, 903 nucleotides. RefSeq lists its product as uncharacterized. Bases 1 to 903 code for a protein of 300 amino acids. Gene Ontology annotation, biological process: mycotoxin biosynthetic process. The record is from RefSeq and is a predicted model, not a curated record. NCBI's taxonomy places the organism in Eukaryota, Fungi, Ascomycota, Sordariomycetes, Xylariales, Hypoxylaceae. The transcript has 3 exons.
AUGGAGGGCAAAGACGAGGAGAUAGAAGGACUGUUGGGCGAAAAGCUACCAGCAAGUGAGUCAAAAUGGCGACGCUUAUCUACAAACGCUACGUUAAUCAUAAUAUCAACUCUAAAUAUCAUCAUAUUCUUGAUAUCACUCGUUCUUUUCUCGGCAACAUUAGGCCAUAGGUCCCAACUCAACUUCGAACUACGACAGGCGUCUACUUAUAGCCCCUUCUUCGACAGAUUGGACUUAGAAAUGAGGCCGAGGGCGAUCCAAGGGACACUAUUUCCAGCUAAAGACAGUGCUUCGAUAGCACGGGAGCUUCCAAAUGCUGCGGCAGAUGAGAUGUGGGAAGAAUGGGAAUUAAGUCGUUUCUAUCCCCUGACGCGGGACGAGAUUGUGCGGAUGGGAAAGGACCCGUCGACCGUCCCAAAACUAGAAGACUCCGAGUGGGGGUUAGGCGAUGAUGCUUAUGUCGGCGCCUUCGAUGUAUACCAUCAGAUUCACUGUCUCAAUGCUCUCCGACAGAACGCCUAUCGCGGGUAUUACAAGUUAACAACUCGCAAUCACUCGGUCAUGGGUCUACCAGAGAUUCACAUCAAUCAUUGCGUCGAUAUCCUUCUCCAAGCAUUGCAGUGUAGUGGCAAUGUGAACUUUAUGACAUACCAUUGGGUCGCUGGUCAAGAAUACCCGCAACCCGAUAUGUCGAUUAAUCGGCAAUGCAUUAAUUUUGAGAAACUUACUGCAUUUAGGAAAGAGAAUGGGCUUGACCUCGAAAAGUAUGUCCAAAUAAUGAAAAAGUCGUUACAUCCAGGAGUAAAGGAGAGACAUCAAAGUGAUGCAUACUACUAUUGGUACAAUGAAACGAAUCCUAAUCAUAUUGACGGAGCAAAUCCUGGGGAAGAUUUCAACCUGUAA